This is a messenger RNA of Sipha flava (yellow sugarcane aphid), 1517 nucleotides long. RefSeq names its product mitochondrial genome maintenance exonuclease 1-like. Gene Ontology annotation, molecular function: single-stranded DNA exodeoxyribonuclease activity. The record is from RefSeq and is a predicted model, not a curated record. NCBI's taxonomy places the organism in Eukaryota, Metazoa, Arthropoda, Insecta, Hemiptera, Aphididae. Gene Ontology annotation, cellular component: mitochondrion. The transcript is spliced from 6 exons. Gene Ontology annotation, biological process: mitochondrial DNA replication. The coding region runs from base 546 to 1517 and encodes 323 amino acids.
ACAUCGUUUCAAGGCCGCCGUCUUUCAGUGAAAUAAAAAAAAAAUAUAAUACUUUUACUCUCGUUCUCGCAAUAGUACCAUGAUAAUAGUCAUAUUGUUAUGCGUGUGUAGGCUGUGCAAGGUACACUCGUACCUACUCUCACGGUUGCCAUCGCGUAGUCGAAUUUCGUUCGUUUUCCGCAGCUCCGUUACCGUUGCUCACGCGGUGAUAGUAAUAAUAAUAAUAAUAAUAAUAAUAGUAAUUUCUAUUAUUAUUAUUCGGCACGAGACCAUUGACACGGCGGCAAACGACGUCGAAUCGCCGCCAGAAUACGGUUAUUCAAUAAUAUUAUUGUAAUCAAUUUUCUCACCGGUCCAUUCAUUAUUCGAACGUCCGUCCACUGUGCGUGCGCGUACGCGAUUCAUUAUGUUUAUCAUUAUUUGUAUCUAGAUCAUUGUUGUUGACUAUCUCGUUGCUGAACACGACGACGUGGGUUUCUUCAAGGUUUUGCAUCCUUAGAUUUUUCAUAAUUUUGACAUUUACAACUCGCCAUCGUAUACGUAGUAUGAUUGGGAUACGUUCUCUGUUGCGUUUUAAAACAACUUAUUCCAAAAAAGAUCUGGGAAAAAUAUUCAAAAAUAUGAACAGAGAUACCAAGCAGUUGUUCGGUGAUCUUUUGGAGACUAACAAAAUAAGAAAAAAACGUCUGAAAAGCACGGAUGGAAGCCACGCAGUCAAAGUGGAAAGAGUUAAUGACAAUGUCGAUCGGCUGAAGUUAAAGAUCAAACCGAUUGCAAAAGACAGUUUCAGUAUGGUCGAUCAUUCUAAGCGGGAUUUGAACGAAGAAUAUUACCAACAGUUUGUAGCUGCAGUGUGUCACGACAAAGUUAUUGUACGUAAAAGCUCCGAAUGUGAUGUGGUACCGUCAGUAACGAACAUCCUUAACGCUACAAUGUCGGAGAAGUCAAAGGCGGCUUUAGAAAAUUGGAAAAGGAGCAUGAUUGAAAAAAUGGGAGAAGACGGAUUCAACGAGUACAGCAGAGAGUUAAUGGCUAUGGGAAGGGCUAUGCAUAGUAAAAUACAGUCGUAUUUUACCGGUAGUCUGGACGAAGUGAGUCAUUACGAAGAAGUAGAGAAUUGUUGGAGAAGUUUGAAUGCUGUUCUGAAUAACAUUUCGAAGCCGAUUCUUGUCGAAAAAAUGGUCGUCCAUAAGGAGCUGAUGUACAAAGGCAUUGUGGAUUGUGUUGCAUUUUAUAAACAUACUCCCGUUGUAAUAGAGUGGAAGAAGUCAUCACGUGACAAGUUGACUUUGCAGGCAACGUAUGACGCUCCUAUUCAACUAGCUGCUUACAUGGGAGCUGUGAACAACGACAUUUCCUACGACUUUAAGGUUGAAGAAGGAUUAGUAGUUGUCGCAUAUAGUGACGGCCAUCCUGCUAACGUUUUCAAACUAACAAAACAAUCCUGCCUAGAUUAUUGGACAGUUUGGAUGCUACGGCUAAAUAAAUACAAGCAAGUUAAAAGUAAUUUUAAGUAA